This is a messenger RNA of Cololabis saira (Pacific saury), 577 nucleotides long. RefSeq names its product NADH:ubiquinone oxidoreductase subunit A12 (gene ndufa12). The coding region runs from base 44 to 487 and encodes 147 amino acids. Gene Ontology annotation, biological process: mitochondrial respiratory chain complex I assembly; response to oxidative stress. Lineage: Eukaryota; Metazoa; Chordata; Actinopteri; Beloniformes; Belonidae. The transcript is spliced from 4 exons. The record is from RefSeq and is a predicted model, not a curated record. Gene Ontology annotation, cellular component: membrane.
CCGGAAGAAGAAGAGUCCGUCCCCCUAAUUGUUCCGUCUAAAGAUGGCGGAGUACGCGAACAUCGUCCGGAGGGCUCUGGGGCAGAUAGGAGGUCACGGGGGACUCCGCGGGCUUCUACUGCAGUUCUUCAGGGUGAAUGAUGUGAAAACAGGCGCUUUGAUUGGCGAAGAUAAAUAUGGAAACAAAUACUAUGAGGACAGGAAGCACUACUUCUUUGGGCGCCACCGUUGGGUGAUCUACACCACAGAGAUGAACGGAAAAAAUACUUUGUGGGAGGUGGAUGGCAGCAUGGUGCCAGCUGAAUGGCAUCGCUGGCUGCACUGUAUUACUGAUGAUCCACCCACCACACAUCCUCCAGAGCCCAAGAAGUUCCUGGCUGAAAUCCACCAGUUCAAUGUGAGCGGGACCCCAAAGCAGUAUGUGCCCUUCCCCACCACCCGCAAGAAGAUCCAUGAAUGGGUUCCCCCAAAGGCUGGAGCCCACUGAACGUCAAACGCUAUGUCGUGUUCUAUGCUGUAAAUUAUGGUUUCUGGCCUGUACCCACAUUAUCCUGAAUAAAAUCUCUAUUCACAUUUA